CUCAGCACUGCACGCAUGCCCAUCUUUUCUCGGCAUUUAGUGGUGUCAACUCGUUAUUAAUAUCUAGCUUUGACUCCAGGUUCAUUACGUCCUUGUCUAAAAUCAUCAUUACUAUUGUCCAUGUGGCAAAACAAUUAGCAUACUGAUGAGCAGCGAUCUUGUUUCUGAAUAUCAGCUGGAAGAAACUGUGGAAGAGAGAAAGAGAGAGAGAGAGAUAGAGAGAGAGAAGAUGUGUAGUGAAAAGUUGAUUGGAUGAAUGAAGAGAUAUGGUGCUCGUUCCAAACCAUUAGAAGAGUUUUUAGUUGUCAUGGAACAGCUGCACUUUCAAACAGUGGUUUUGUGAAGAAAUUCGAGAGAGAUCAAAAGGACACCAGAUUAUGGUCUUGAAACAUGAGCUGUUAAUUUUCACUGCGUGAAAUGUAUGAUGACAGAUUUUGGAAUGAAAAUUUGAGUUAUCACCAAUCAAGAAACUCUGCAUGAACAUGUAUUCCCUGUGGCCUCACCAUUGUCAGGUCAUUCAUUCCGCUGAAUCCACCAGACGAGCCGCCGAAGCUUCAAAUGCUCAGAUGGAGGUGGAUACAGACGAGAAGCGUCAUCGCACUCGGUCCAAAGGUGUUCGAGUUCCUGUGGAGCCAGUCAUACAAGAGCUGUUCAGCUGUCCCACUCCUGGUUGCGAUGGCAGUGGCCAUGUUAGCGGUAAAUAUGCAAGACAUAGAAGUGUUUAUGGCUGCCCUUUGGCUAAGAAACGGAAAACUCAAGAUAAUAAACCCCAAGAGCCAGCUCCAAAAAGAAAAUCCUUUUCAGCCAAAGCAGACAACUCUUCCGUAGAUGAAUGUUAUGAAACAGAUGGGACGGAGGACAUGGAUGACAAAGGUGAGGAAGAUGACUACUCAGAGGACAAUGAAGAUCAGGAUGAUGAAGAGGAUGAAGAAGUAGAUAGGGAUGAUGAAGAGGAAAUUGAGGAAGAUGAAGAUGACGAUGAUCUGGAGGGGGAUGACAUAGAUGAAGAUGAUGAUGAAGAGGAGGAGGAUGAAGACGAUGAUGAAGAUGAUCAAGACCAUCAUCCAAUGGAUACUCACAGUGGUCGAAUAAUGCAUGACACGGAAAAAGAUGAUAACAAUAACGAUGAAUAUGAUAAUUACGAUGAACUUGUGGCCAAGUCAUUGUUGAAUCUUGGCAAAAUAGCUGAGGAUGCUGCAUACAGAGCCAGGACAGAAUCAGAAAUGAACAGCAAUACAUCUAAUAGUAUGGAAGAUGAUGGUGACAAAAUUGAAAAUAUGGGACGUAAAACUGAGCUUAGUUUAGAUUUGGACAGUGAUGUUGUUCGGGAAACAGUGGAUUCACUUAAAUUGCUGGCACAAGGACAUGGUGUGGUGCUUUCAGAUAACCUCAAUGACAGAAAUUAUAUUGACAAUUCAUCGCAGGAAGAUUCAAGGAAUAUGAACUAUGUGAUGUUAGGAAAGCCAAUGAACAAUGGGCAUGCAGAAAAAAUGGUGGAGGAGAGUGAUGAGGAGGUGUGUUUGAGCAGUUUAGAAUGCUUGCGGAAUCAAUGUUUUGACUUAGCACGAAAACUAAGUGAAACAAACUCGCAUGAUAGGAGUCAACAGCAAAAUGCAGCUAUGCGAGUGUCUAGGCAGGAUGAAGACUACUCUGAUCGAACACCAGACAGGAAUUAUUCAGAUAUGAUGAACUUAAUGAGAAUUGAGGAACAACUGAGCCCCAGAUCAAGAACUUUUUCUAGUUGUGCAAAAGAGGAUGAGUGUAAUGAAAGAGAUGAUGAUACUACCUCCAUCACCUCUGACAAGUCAGAAGAAGUCUUUGACAUGACAAAGGGCAAUUUGUCUCUGCUAGAAAAAGCCAUUGCUCUAGAGAGUGAAAGAGCUAAGGCAAUGAGAGACAAGAUGGCAAUGGAAGCUGGAAGAAGAGACAUGAGGGUCUGUGAGGAUCACACUAUGAGACACCUGUCAGGGGAAGAAAGAAGGCAAAAAUCUAAUGAUGGACAUGUCAAAAAGCCAUGCUAUACAAAAGAUCUAUCUCGAACAGAAAAGAAGGAAAGCAAAUGUCCUACCCCAGGUUGUGACGGUACAGGACAUGUAACUGGUUUAUAUCCACAUCAUAGGAGCUUAUCAGGGUGCCCUCACAAAGACAGGGUACCUCCAGAAAUUCUUGCAAUGCAUGAAAACGUUCUUAAAUGCCCUACGCCAGGCUGCACAGGGAGAGGCCAUGUGAACAGCAACAGGAACUCACACAGAAGUCUUUCAGGGUGUCCUAUUGCUGCAGCAGAGAAAUUAGCAAAAGCUCAAGAAAAACAUCAAAGUUGUGACGUGUCAAAAUCAAAUCAAGCAUCGGAUCGUGUUUUAAGGCCCAUGUGUUUUGUUAAGCAAUUAGAAAUUCCACAGUACGGCUAUAGGAAUAAUGUAUCAACAACAACACCUCGCUCCAACUUGGCCAAGGAAUUAGAGAAAUAUUCAAAGACCACAUUUGAAUAUAAUAAUUAUGAAAACCAUGCCUAUGGGAAGAGGGCUAUAGCUCCCAAGGUACAGUCCAGGGAUAUUUCUCCAAAAGGAUAUGAUGCUAAACGUUACUGUAAGAACUCCAGUCCAACAAGCAGCACAACAAGCAGCUAUGCCCCCAGCAGCAGCAGUAGCAAUAUGAGUUGUGGGGGAGGCAGCAGUGCAAGCAGUACAUGUAGCAAAAGCAGCUUUGACUAUUCCCAUGAUAUGGAAGCAGCGCAUAUGGCAGCCACAGCAAUUCUGAACCUAUCAACUCGCUGCAGGGAGAUGCCUCAGAACCUUUCUACCAAACCUCAAGAUCUGUGCAACAGGAAUCCUGACAUUGAAGUUGAUGAAAAUGGAACACUGGACCUUAGCAUGAACAAACAGAGACAACGAGAUGGUUGCUGCACCAUUCUAACUCCACUGGAACCAAUGUCACCACAACGACAGGCUGUUAUGAAUAGUCAGUGUUACCAAAUGAAUGAGGGAGACUGUUGGGACAUACCAGUAGACUACACUAAAAUGAAACCCAGACGGAUAGAUGAAGAUGAUUCCAAAGAGCUUAAUGAUGAUUUGGACCCAUUCCAUGAUCCUCUCGAUGAACGAAGAUAUCCUGGAGAAGUUACAAUUCCAAGUCCUAAACCCAAAUAUCCUCAAUGUAAAGAGAGCAAAAAGGAUUUAAUAACUUUGUCUGGUUGCCCACUAGCAGAUAAAAGUAUUCGGAGCAUGAUGGCCACAAGUUCCCAGGAACUAAAAUGUCCAACUCCUGGCUGUGAUGGCUCUGGACAUAUUACUGGAAAUUAUGCUUCCCAUAGAAGCCUUUCAGGUUGUCCGAGAGCUAAGAAAAGUGGGAUCAAGAUAGCACAGAGCAAGGAAGACAAAGAAGACCAAGAACCAAUCAGAUGUCCAGUUCCUGGUUGUGAUGGCCAAGGUCAUGUUACAGGGAAGUAUGCUUCACAUCGUAGUGCGUCAGGAUGUCCUCUUGCAGCCAAGAGACAAAAAGAUGGCUACUUGAAUGGAUCGCAGUUCUCCUGGAAAUCUGGAAAGACUGAAGGCAUGUCAUGUCCUACCCCUGGAUGUGAUGGUUCUGGACAUAUUAGUGGUAGCUUUCUCACUCAUCGCAGUUUAUCGGGAUGUCCUAGAGCAACAUCAGCAAUGAAGAAAGCCAGGUUAUCGGGAGAAGAGAUGCUAACAAUAAAGCAGAGGGCAACUAAUGGUAUAGAAAAUGAUGAGGAAAUAAAACAACUGGAUGAUGAAAUAAAGGAGCUCAACGAGUCUAAUUCCCAGAUGGAAUCAGACAUGAUCAAACUAAGAACUCAGGUACUGGACGAGCGUCCUGUUGCUUGCCAAGAACCCUGUGUUGAUGAAUACCAAUUUCAUAUUACCACAAUGGAGAGCAACUUGAAGACCAUCGAAGAGGAGAACAAAGUAAUUGAACAACAAAAUGAGUCUCUUCUCCAUGAGUUGGCAAAUCUAAGUCAGUCAUUAAUCCAUAGCUUAGCUAAUAUACAGCUACCACAUAUGGAUCCAAUCAAUGAACAAAAUUUUGAUGCCUACGUGACCACUUUGACGGACAUGUACACAAAUCAAGAUCGCUAUCAGAGCCCAGAAAAUAAGGCACUUCUAGAAAAUAUAAAGCAAGCCGUACGGGGGAUCCAAGUCUGAUAAGCUGCUCUUUUUGGUGAAGGGUUUUUUUUCUGGUUUGUUUGUUUUUUGUUUGUUUUUUUUCUUCUUUUAAUUUUUUUUUUGCUCGAAAAUUGAGGAUGCCUCUUUGUUUUCUGCUGCUGUAAUUUACCGGAAAGUGUUUAAUAUUUAUUUCAUUUUAAAACAGUGUUAUGCUUACAAGACUUCAUCAAUGAUUUUAUGUCUUGCUUUAAAAAUAGUAACUGCUGAAUAGUUUUUGAAUACAUUCACAUUUUGUACGUUUUCAUAUAAGCUGACAUUGUGUGAUAUGCCAUGUAAUGUUAUAGCUGCUAAUGUAUGCACAUUUUUGAGGUAAAUAUAUUUCAGAAAAAGGGAAAAUGAUGAAGAGAAUCACAGUGUAGAUUUUUUUUAACUUUGGCGAAUCAAUGUUUUAGAACUUUGACUUGGAUAAGACAAAGUCAUCAAAUGAUAUUGUCAUCUGCAACCACUUUCUAAAAACAUUUAUUGGGCCUCUGGUUGUAGAAUUUUGUGAGGUUUAAGAAAUUCAUAUGGUGCGCAUCUUGUUUCACAGCAAGAAUCAAUGUGAAAAUGCUUUAUUUUUUAAGAAUGCUUAAAACAUAAAGAGACUUACUGUUUGAAAGUCUACGUGCAGUCGUGGCAAUUAAAUGAGUUUUUUUUAACUCCACGGAAGAGGACGCAGGAUAGUUUGUAAAAUACAUGAAAGGUAUCUUGCUACGAAACAUCUGAUUCUGAAAAUUCACAUGGAGAAUCAAAGCAGCUUAAAAGCACUUUUCCUUUACAUUUAAGCAUUAUGUGUUUUGAAUAUGGGACAUCCACAUGAUCUAUAUAAGAAGAAGUGGACAAUGAAAUGAUUCCUACUGAUCUUUUUAAAAAAAAACUAAAAAACUUUGGAGAAAUAGCCACUAAUCACCCUCUCACUCCAGGAUCGAUUAGUUUCCCUCUGAACUGCUUGCUAGAAGAAAAAAAGAAAAAAAAAAACACAAAAAUGUACUUGUGCUGGAUUCCUGCAUUUUUGAUCGAGGAUGAAAGACAAUAUUUUUAAUACAUGUUAUGUUGCCUUUUUCAUUGUUUUUAAUUUCAUGGGGGUUUACAAUCAAUGCAAAAAAAGUUAAAAUGAAACCUGAUCCCUUGAAUAAAAUAUCCAACAGUAGAUUUAGAAGAAAAUCUAUAACAUCUAAUUUUGAACAUUUUAACAGGAACGUAUAGUUAACAGAACUAUUUAUUUAUCAUUAAUUGUGCUUUCUGCUUUCUCAUUGAACAAUAUAGGAUUGUUGGUUAAAUCUCCUAUUUGGAUACGUAAUGUGAAGUUAUGUUGUAUUAUCAACUUCAAAACAGCACUUAUUUAUUUUUUGUCUAGCUCAUUUUAAUCCCUUGUGUCCAAAAUUAAAGGCAACACAGAGGAAUGUGUUGCUUAUAUAGUUGUGACGCAAAGGGGUUAAACACAUAUUUUUUAAUUAUUUAUUUUCUUCCAAAACAACUGCACUAUAUGUAUGCAUAAGACCACUUUUUAAGUCAUGUCUGAACAUGUGUUGUGUUUAUAAAGGAUGUCGAAGUUACUUUUAAAAUGGAGUAUCUUUUUCUUUUUUUUUUUUCUUCCAUGUCUUGAUGUUAUGCAGAAAAGUACAAUGUACUUUAGAAUUUUGCUAUGAAAAAAAAAAGAUGAGUUUUUUUAAAAAAUGAUUAAAAAAAAUAUUUUUAGCAGAAUUUAGGACUUACAGGGUCAUUGUCCCCACAAUGUGCCAGUUGACUAUUUGCACUUACCUUGUCCUAUAUAUCCAUAAUAUACGGAGGUGUGCAAUUUUUUUUGUGUCAAUAGCCUUGUGACACUAAUUCUGAACAAAUUACACUGGAAGCCAUGAUGGCUAUAUCAAUAAAAUGGCUAAGGGAGGUUACAGGGAUCUCACGACAAAUAUUCUAAUACAAUAUUCAACCUCGCUAUAUAUAUAUAUAUGUAUAAAUAUAUGUAUAUCCCAGCGGCACUUUAUAAUAUUCACUGUACAAAUGCUUACAGUUUUCCAAGAGGACUUUAAUAACUAGCUGGGAACAGAUUAUGUAAUUACAUUGGGGCUUUGCAGUAUAUAAGCUGCGAAGGACCACUUUUUUUUUUGUGCUAUUAGUUGCAGCUGCCAUGCUCAGAACUGCCUUUUCAAAAGCUGACACAAGGUGUCAUUAUUGAGCACCUUCUGCCAUAUACAUGUUGUACUGCGCCCUAGCCUCUUUUUAGGGAUCUCAUUGUUAAUAAUGCCAUACGCCUUUUCCACUGCAUUGUGUCUGCAGCUUCUUUGCCAAUAUAGUAAUGCUUUCAGUAGAGUAAUAGAUAGUAUCAGUUUGGAAUAUUAAUGUUAUCACCUAUUUACAAUGGAAAGAGAUUUUAAGCACAAACUUGCUGCUCAUUUAACGGUGGUACAUAAUAUCAAAUCAAAACUUAUCUGUGACUAUUAUAUAGGGAUCACAAAAGGUGUCACAUAAUAGAAUGCUGACCUUUCAUAUGAAAUUAUUGUGAGUCAUCAAAGUUUAUUUAUUAUAACGUAUUGUUCAUAUUCAUUUCUAAGUUAAUUUAAGUAAUCAUUUAUUAAGACAGAAUUUUGUAUAAACUAUUUAUUGUGCUCUCUGUGGAACUGAAGUUUGAUUUAUUUUUGUACUACACAGCAUGGAUUUGUUGAUGACAUUUUAAUUUUGCGAUAAAUGUGUGGAAUCACAAGUUGCUGUGAUACUUCAUUUUUAAAUUGUGAACUUUGUACAAAUUUUUGUCAUGCUGGAUGUUAACACAUCUUACUCUAAAUAAAAAAAAAAAAAACGUGUUGCCACAAUUGUAGCACAGUGGAUCUGAUCUGUCAACAUUCUCACCUUACUCAAUGUACUGGCAGCAAAU
Molecule: messenger RNA, 7032 nt
Organism: Pelobates fuscus (common spadefoot toad)
Lineage: Eukaryota; Metazoa; Chordata; Amphibia; Anura; Pelobatidae
Gene: MYT1L
Product: myelin transcription factor 1 like
Exons: 24
Coding region: 477-4160 (1227 amino acids)
Biological process (GO): regulation of transcription by RNA polymerase II
Cellular component (GO): nucleus
Molecular function (GO): DNA-binding transcription factor activity, RNA polymerase II-specific; RNA polymerase II cis-regulatory region sequence-specific DNA binding; zinc ion binding
Source: RefSeq, a predicted model, not a curated record